CUCGCUCCACGCCCGCUGGCGGCUGGAGUUUGCGCUCCCGGGCUGGGGGCUCGGCUCGGCGGCGCGACACCCCGGGAUGGGGGCUCCGCGCUGGGCGCGGCUCUGCCUCCUGCUCGUGGCGGCGGUAACGCUCUGGGUGCUCCUGUGUGGGCACGACCGAGACACGCAGGCUUCCCCGAAGCCCAGCCUGCUGCAGCACGAGUUGCUACUGUUGGUGCCUGGAGGGAUGUCCAGAAAUGCCGGGAGCCAUGGCCUGAGCAGAGAAAGCAGCAUGGACAGAGGGAAGCCAUCUAAAUAUUCUUCUGAGCCUGGCAAGGCUAAACCCACCAAGGAACAGGCGAGCUCGUGCCCCCAGUCACUGAUGUCAAUAGUGAAGGCGGACCCCAGGUUCGGGAAGCUGUUUAGAUUCCACGUCCCAGUGCUGAUGUGGGCACGGCACUUCACCAAGGAGACGCGGGACAGGCUGAAGGAGCGCAGUGUCCCGUAUGGCUGGCAGGGCUUGUCCGACACAGCCAUUGCCUCCACCUUGCAUCUGCUCAAUGACUCUGCCAACAGCUGGCUGUUUGACAAAACCAGGUUCCCUGAAGGCUGCGUCCGCUGUGCCGUGGUCGGGAACGGAGGGAUUCUCAAUGGAUCUCGGCAAGGCAUGGAGAUAGAUGCCCAUGACUUUGUUUUCAGGCUAAAUGGGGCAGUGAUCAAAGGCUUUGAAGAUGACGUCGGGACCAAGACGUCGUUCUAUGGUUUCACAGUGAACACAAUGAAGAAUUCCCUGAUCGCCUACGGAGAGUACGGCUUCACCCAGAUACCCCAGUCCAAGGACCUGCGGUAUAUUUUCAUCCCCUCGGACAUACGUGAUUACGUCAUGCUGAAGUCAGCCAUACUGGGCAGCCGUGUCCAAGAGGGUUAUGACAAAGGUGAUGACCCACGGACGUAUUUUGGACCAGAGGCAUCUGCAAAAAAGUUCAAGCUGCUGCACUCAGAUUUCAUACAUUAUCUAACAGUGAGAUUUCUGAGAUCUGAAAUAAUAAAUACUCAAUAUGGGUAUCUCUACAUGCCCAGUACCGGUGCCCUCAUGCUACUGACAGCCCUACAUACCUGUGACCAGGUCAGUGCCUAUGGAUUUAUCACGGACAAUUACCGAAAGUUUUCAGACCACUAUUACGAGCGGAAGAAGAAGCCUCUUGUGUUCUAUGCCAACCAUGACAUGCUGCUGGAGGCGGAGCUGUGGAAGAGCCUGCACAGGGCAGGCAUCAUGAAGCUGUAUCAGCGGUGAGGCUAGGUGGCAUGUCCCUUGGACUCCUGCUGUAACAAGCCAUCCUUCUCUUCCCCAUGGGCUCCCUUCUCCCUGGCAGGGGCCAUGUAGAAUUCAUGGGCAACCGUGGCAAACUGAGAGCUCACCCAAAGCUAGCCUUACAAGCUGGAGCAGAUGGAGAUUGCAUGAAUUGCAAGGCUGCCUUCUGCGAGCCAGGGUGCUGCCUGGAGGAUUCUGUUCAGAUGUUGCUGAGAUGGCAAAGCAAGUGUGGAGAGGUCUCUCUCCAGGGAACCUUCUGCUUGGCUUGAGACAACAGACCCUGCCUUUGUCCCAGAAAUGCCCAGGUUCCUUCCAUCAGAUACUGACACCAGGAAAUGAAAAGGGAAUUUCAGAAGCAAUAAGCCUGAAUGUUCGAUGCACAUCUCCCAAAGGGGCAUGAUGGCCCUAAGAGAAGAUGCUUGCUCACCAGCACAUUCCAGUUUCCCAUCACCUUCCUUUGAGUAUUAUAUGCUGAGCACAGAGCUUGGAUGUGGAAAAUACCCAGCCUGCUGUUUCUCACCUUUAUCAUGCACAAGGGUCUGCCAUAACCUUGAGGAGCCUAACUUGUUGUGUUCAAAAUCUUCAUGGUGGGAUAUAUCACAGCCACUAUCCUAUAGCUGAGGAGACCUGGAUGGAGCUUGUGGACAUUGCUCGUCAAUAGACUGGGUGGGUAGGUGAAGAGCAUUGUGGCCGGGCAGCCUAAGGCCCCCGAGCCACCACAUGCACAUACACUCCACUUUCCAGACAGAUCUCCCCUCACUAGCAACAUACGGCAGAGGCUGCCUGCACUCUCCAGCCACACUCCUGGGGCUUUGGCUCCACAUUAGGUGAACAGAGGUUCACAUUGACACAUGAGGGUGGGGUUGUCACAGCUUAAUUAGCCCCUCCCUGCAGUAAAUUGGGGCAGGUGGACCUGAUCAAAUGGGAGGCAUUGGGUGAGACUCCAUGCAUUAUUUUGCAUUGCAAACCUCGGGGGCCGGUGUAUAUUCAGAGGAAGGCCUCCAGCCCUUGUGCAGAUGUAUGGAACCCACCCCUCCAUUACUUAAAACUAAAUGCUCAUCAAAGCUAAAUAAAAAACCCACCUAGCCAGCAAUAAGGAGGGAACAUUUUUUAACCUGAAGCUACAUUUUGUAAGUUAAUUACAGGUAACUAGGAAGAGUAGAUCAAUAGGUUGGUUUUGUUCUACAGGGAGGUUGUAAUGACUAGUGAUGGAUGGAUGCUAAAGCACAAUGGAGAAGUGUAAUUUGAAACACUUUCCCACUUUGUAUAAUUAUAUAAAUGUUGAAUGAUCUUAUGUUUUGGCUUGUGGUGGAGAAUAGGGGUAGAAUAUGACUGGCAGAGGCUAGCACUGAAAGCAGAGCAACAAUAUAAUGCGUGUCUGGCCAUCAGAGGAUUGCAGGGAUUAUACUGGGGGAAGAGGUUGGUACUGCUGCAGUGAAUUUCUACACAGGAGGGGAGAGUGAACAGUUCUGAACUCCAUGAACAACAAGUGCUGGUAAAGGCUGAUGAAAGUGAUCCUAACACGCACACAGGCAGGGGCUCCAGCACCUUCUUGCUUUGCUCUGAGCCCAAGAAUUAACAUUUAAAAAAAACAACAGUUUAUUUGGCCCACUCAUCCUUGUAGAACAGCACUCGGCACUGCAGAUUGUAUAGGGGAACAGCUAGGACACAAGACUAGGUGUCAGGAUACCCAGAAACUCAACCUAGCUAUGCCACUGUGUCUGAUCUCAGCUUCGAUUUUCUGUAUUUUAAGAUACAGAAAAUAGCAAUGUUCAGACUGACUCAUUCCAUACCUGUACAGCACAUACAUUAUCCGCACUUAACAGAUGGGGGAACAGAGACCAACCUGAAUUGUCCAAGUCCACAUCAGUGCCCACCAUGAAUGAUCUAGAACUUUUAGCUCAGUUAGGGAAUAGUUUUACUAAACCCUACUGGUGCAAGGUCUCUUGCUUCUGUAGGGGUUGGUUAGUCAUUGAAGGCUAUAGCCAUGUCUGGAAAAAAAGCCCCAGUGUGGACGGUCUUACAUUCUCAAAACCCUAUAAAGUGCUGCAUGUUACUAGCUUUUUCUAUACCCUAGUGAUAUAGCCUUUUAGUAAUGGGGGACUUGCUCUUCACCUUGCAGUCACAUAGUAUAGAGUCUGACAUAUAGGUGAAUGAGUCCAAGCAGCCCUCUUAACUUUGGGUUUAGAGCAUCACUGAAACUCAGACACUUGACAUUUUUAAUGAUUUAUUUCUGAAAGAUAAAAGCUCCUUGGUCAACAGCACUCUUCUUCUCCAGCCAGCCCUGCUGGGGGAAAAAACAAGACAGGAGCUAGUCAGUAAAGAAAGACAUUAACAACCCCUUUUCUUCUGUGCUGUCAAAUGUAUUGCAAAAAAUCAGAGUAGGGAGGUGGCCAAGCGCCAAGGACACAAACGAGCCAUCCAUCUUAUUUUACUGGGAAUACAAAAGAUCAUUUGAGGAAGUUGGCAAGACUUAACUGAAAUGAUGGAUAGAUCAGUUCUUGCUCUAUUACUGACUGGCAUGAUAAAGACCUGCACUUCAUCAGAUGCAAGGUUGGUCCUGUCAUUGUCACAGCUAGUCUCACUGGAGCCAUGUUCCUAGCACGCCAAGCAAUCCCUUUUCCCCACUUCUAAGACCCAUUCUCACCUUAACAGACACCACGGAGCUGUGUCAAACUCAACAGUGAAGAGGAAACCCUGCAGUUACCCAAAAGUGACUUCACCAGCACAUAUCAGGUACAACCAAAUGAGAACUACUGAUAAACGAGGACUAUACAGAGACAGCAGCAUUCUGAAGUUAGAGACUUAUCAAAGUCAACUGACAUGCAAAGUCUGCAAAAAACAACUGUAUCUAGAUAUGGCAAAUAAGAGGUGCUGAAACAGUUCCUGAAUUUCCACAAGUACUGAACACUGUUUACUUUUAUUUUCUAUUUCUAGCCUCUCUCUCUCUCAUUUUACUUGCAGCCUGGGAGCAGACAGCUCCAGUUUUUCCCACCCCAUAAAUUAUGCCUUCUAAUUAAACAAAUCCUGACUUUG
Messenger RNA from Gopherus evgoodei (Goodes thornscrub tortoise), 4327 nucleotides. It is a transcript of the gene ST6GALNAC2, whose product is annotated as ST6 N-acetylgalactosaminide alpha-2,6-sialyltransferase 2. Bases 77 to 1273 code for a protein of 398 amino acids. Gene Ontology annotation, molecular function: sialyltransferase activity. The transcript is spliced from 10 exons. NCBI's taxonomy places the organism in Eukaryota, Metazoa, Chordata, Testudines, Testudinidae. The record is from RefSeq and is a predicted model, not a curated record.